GCUUUAGUCGGUAUAUUAUCGUUUAGGGUAGUUGUUGCAACUUAAAUCAUAUUCAGUUCUGACGUAAACGAGAUAAAUCAAGCUCAAAGUUCAUGCCUGCUGUCAGAUCCUCGUGUUUUAAAGAGGAAUACUGCCGCAUUUUUACCUCUAACCCUACUUGUUGGCCUUUGAUGGAGACUAAUGUUAGCCUUUAGCUAAUAUUAGCUACUAUAAUACAUCAACAGGAAGUAACGGCGGACAGACUAAACUCCAAUGUCUUGCACUUUGAGUUCCCCAGGCAUGAACUUUACCUUAGAUAAAGUUCUGGCAGAUGCCAAAUCAUUAGUGGAGCGGCUUCGUAACCAUGACAACGCAGCUGAGAUGUUAAUUGAACAGACAACGUCGCUUAACAAGCGUGUGGAGGCCAUGCAACAGUACCAGGAGGAGAUUGACACAUUAAACCAGGUAGCGCGACAUCGUCCUCGUUCUAGUCUGGUCCUAGGAAUCCAACAGGAAAACCGUCAGAUCAGAGAUCUCCAGCAGGAAAACAAAGAGCUACGAACGUCAUUGGAUGAACACCAGUCUGCGUUAGAGCUCAUCAUGACCAAAUACAGGGAGCAGGUGUUCAGGCUCCUCAUGGCCAGCAAGAGAGACGACCCCACCAUCGUGACACAGCUGAAGGAGCAGCACUCCACGGAAAUGCAAGCACACAUAGACAAGAUCAGUGAGAUGGCUUCCGUGAUGAGGAAGGCGAUCGAGGUGGAUGAGGGACGAAUAUGUGAAGACGAGGAGAGGAUUAAACAGCUAGAGCUGGAGAACAGCGGCCUCCGAGAGCUGCUGGGAAUCAGUCGCGAGGCUUUCCUGGUUCUGAAGAGAGACGACGUAUCAGAGAACACGUCACUGUCGCCGUUGUUGACCAGCGCCGACAUCAGCCUACGGAAGAAUUAGGGAGCCCCAUGGCGACCGCUCCCUCCCCCCAUGCUGCUGCUGCCACUAUUGUGUACAGUGUCUUGCCACAUACAGCUUCUUCUUUUGCCCUCUACACAUUCUGUAUACUCUCCUUUCUCCUGGAGCAUUUAUGGCGUGGUGCUGCAGAGACAACAGGCCGUGGGAAAGAUCUGUCUCAUUCUUUGUUUUUCGGUACUAUGUGUGAUCAUUUAGCCAGCAUGCAUGAGACUGUGGUGCCUGCAAGGUUUUAAUGUAUGAAUGGGUAAAAGAAGGGCUUGAGUUGAAAUAAAUCCAAAAAACAA
Pungitius pungitius (ninespine stickleback) is the source of this 1229-nucleotide messenger RNA. It is a transcript of the gene fgfr1op2, whose product is annotated as FGFR1 oncogene partner 2. The record is from RefSeq and is a predicted model, not a curated record. Bases 253 to 927 code for a protein of 224 amino acids. Gene Ontology annotation, biological process: response to wounding. Lineage: Eukaryota; Metazoa; Chordata; Actinopteri; Perciformes; Gasterosteidae. The transcript is spliced from 6 exons.